Nezara viridula (southern green stink bug) is the source of this 849-nucleotide messenger RNA. NCBI's taxonomy places the organism in Eukaryota, Metazoa, Arthropoda, Insecta, Hemiptera, Pentatomidae. The record is from the annotation of a GenBank genome assembly.
AUGGAACCCAACUGUCGCCGGAGAUUCGUUAGAGCUUCCGCUUAUUGGCGACGGGAUGGACGGGAUCGUCUGGGAUCGGAAGAGGAAUCCCCUCCGACCCAAGAUGUCCGCUCUACAAGCCGAGACUUCCAGCAAAGAGGGACACCGCCCCCGUAUCUUAAGGAAAGGACGUCCCUUAUCGCGAAGAACCGAGCUGUGCCAGCACAUCCCGCCACUAUCUUAUCCGUCGAUAGCAGCGAAUCGGAAGGUUUUGCGUCAUAUGGAACGUAUUCAUACCAAAGCGCUUUCAUUAACCCAAUUACAGGGCUCAAAAACAGGAGGUACAAAAGACAACGGCGGAAGUACGGAAAUAUAUUCCGAUGCGCCAGUUCUGUUUUCCGGGACAGAUGUGUUUGGAUUGAAAUCCGAAGAGGGGUUGGAGAAAUGGCAUGGGAAAUCAGAAAUAGAUCUCCGGCAAACACAAACAUCCUCAUAACUGCUCUCCUGCCCCGCAAACAACAGCGCUUCCUAUUUCUAUUAUCUCGAAUUAGACAUGCCUUGAACGUUUGUGCACUUGAGGAGCGGUGUUCGGUUACUGUAUACAACUCCAAGUGGAUCGUGUAUGAUGCAAGCUGCUGUAGUUCGGCAGCUCAGAAAAUGAAAUCGAUCCCAUUCCGAUCAGGAACUGAGAGCAGUGACUUUCCACACGAUCCUUCCAUAGUUGGAGCGAAACUACGGCAUAGUGCACGAGACUAUCUCGCCUCUUCUUCUACAAUACAGGGGAGGUUCCGGCUGCCGGGUUCCAAGGAGGACAACUUCUUCCGAGGAGACCUCAGAGAGACUCCAGGGCGGGGUUUCACCACUUCAUGA